CAGAGGCCAGUCCAAGCCGGGUCCGAACGCCACCACAGCCGCAGGGGCAGCCGGCGUCCCUCAGCCCGCCGCGUCCCGCCGCCGGCAUGAGGCGGGCCGGGCCCUGGUGCCUGCUCCUGGCCGCGGCCUGCGCCCUGGGCCGGACCCCACCGCCCCCGCGGGGCGCCGUGCGCUGCCUGUCCGCCGGCGCCUGCUUCAGCGCCCACCUCGCCAACGUCUCGUACGCCGAGGCCCGCGGCGCCUGCGACCAGCGGCGGGGCAGCCUCGCCUGGGUCAGCAGCGAGCCGGAGCUGCGCCUGCUGCUGGACCUGCUGGCAGAGGCGGUGAUGCCCGCGCCCGCGUUCUUCUGGGUCGGGCUGAAGAGGAACGCCUCCGCCUGCACCCACAACGAGCAGCCGCUCCGCGGCUUCUCCUGGGAGGCCGUCGGGGGUGGGACGGCCCCGCAGGAGGUGCCGGCGGCGCUCGACCGGUGGCUGCAGGAGCCCCUGCGGUCCUGCCUCACCGCCCGCUGCGCUGGGCUGCACCUGGCGGCUGACCCCCCUUGGGGCUGGAAGGAGCGAGUCUGCCGGCUGAAAAGCCCAGGCUACCUCUGCAAGUACCAGUACGAGGGCGCCUGCCCCGACCUCAGUCCCGCGGGCGCCCUCGACCUCGACUACCGGCUCCCCUUCGAGGAGCGCAGCGGCGGCCCCGGCUUCAGCCCGCCGGGCACCGUGCUGACAGUGGCGUGUCCCGGCGGGGAGGUGCGGCUCACCUGCCAGCCCGAGCCGGGCGGUUUCGCCUGGAAGGCGGCAGAGAAGCCCCUCUGCCCCUGCCCCUUCGGCCGCAGGAGCCCCCACAGCGGGCGGUGCGCCGAGGCCGCCGGGUGCCGCGAUGCAGCCGGCAGUUUCGCCUGUGCCUGCAUCCCGGGCGGUCCGGAUGGAACUCCCUGCCCGGGCACGGGGCCGGCCCCCACCGCUACAGGUGGCCCCACGGAACCGUCGGGCGCCAGGGCGGAGGGGCGGCGUCCUUCCAUCCCGACACCCGGCCGCUCCACGGAGCCGCCCGCCAACGCCACGGCCGCCGUCGGCGGAGAGAAGACGGCUGCUCCGCCGCCCUCCUCCUCCUCCUCCUCUUCCAACUACGUUUUCAUCCUGGUGGCAGUCGCUGUGGUGGUGCUGAUCAUCCUGGUCAUGACCGUCCUGGGGGUGUUCAAAAUCUGCUUUAACAAGAAGUCCGAGGGCCGAGGCGACAAGGAGCCGCCGGAGGCCGGCAGCAAGGCGGAGGCAGGCUCGGCGGAGCCCGGCGGAGCAGCGGGGCGUGAAUAGCCCCGGACCGCCGAGGCCGCGUCCCUCGGGGCUGCCCCGAGCGGCAGCUGACCCCCGGGCCAGCGCUCGGCUCCCCGCGUCCCUCCUGCCCCCAGCCCUGCUGCCGCGGGGAGCCGAGGGAGAGGCGCCGCGGGACUUCCCUGGG
Onychostruthus taczanowskii (white-rumped snowfinch) is the source of this 1449-nucleotide messenger RNA. RefSeq names its product C-type lectin domain containing 14A (gene CLEC14A). The transcript has a single exon. Lineage: Eukaryota; Metazoa; Chordata; Aves; Passeriformes; Passeridae. Gene Ontology annotation, biological process: cell migration. Gene Ontology annotation, molecular function: extracellular matrix binding; extracellular matrix protein binding. Gene Ontology annotation, cellular component: external side of plasma membrane; extracellular matrix. The record is from RefSeq and is a predicted model, not a curated record. The coding region runs from base 87 to 1304 and encodes 405 amino acids.